AUGGAGUUGUAUAAUUCUUCUGUUGCCUCAAACUUGCAAGUAAAAAAAACCAUGUUUUAUAAAAUAUUUUAUGAAGAGUUUAAUGUAGGAUUUUCUGCGCCAUCCUCUGAUGCUUGCAAUGUGUGUGUGCUGUGGGGAAAUAGAAUCAAAAAUGAAAGAAACAGUGAAAAAAAGCAAAAAUUAAUGGUAGAACUUCGGGUACAUAAGAUAAGGGCCAAGGCAUUUUAUACCCACAUGAAAGGUAAUCCUCCAAACUCCAUUUCACUUUGUUUUGAUCUUCAACAAGUCCAAGCACUUCCAAAAACGCCUAUUCAAGAUGCCUUUUAUUCUAGGCAAAUAAGUCUUUAUAAUUUUUGUGUAGUACCUUUAAAUUCAAAAGAUCCUUGGUUUUAUACUUGGGAUGAAACCAUUGCCAAGCGCGAGCCAACAGAAAUAGGAUCAGCUGUAUAUGAUUAUCUAUCCUCCAUGAACAUUGACAAUAAUGUUGAUACUAUACGUUUAUUUUGUGAUGGCUGUGGAGGCCAAAAUAAAAAUAAUCAUAUCAUACAUUCACUAAUGCAAUGGCUUUACUCCAAAUCACCUGCUCAAGUGAAGGAAAUACAUAUAUUUUUUCCAGUGCGGGGUCACAGUUUUUUGCCCGCCGAUCGCGUUUUUGGACGACUGGAAAAGGAAUUAAGAAAAAUACCAGUGAUCACCACCAAAGAUGGUUACCAUGAUAUCUUCAAAAACCAUGGCAAUGUAAGGUUAUUAGGAAAUGAUUGGCAACUGCUUGAAAUAAAGGAUUUAAAGGAAAAUUUUAAAAAUGUGGAGGGAUUACAAAAAAUAAAAAGAGUCUGGAUAAAAAAAACUGUUAAAAGACAGAUGACUAUCGGUUGUGAAAUAAAAGCUUCCCAAUAUUAUAGAUUUGAUGGAAAUGAUCCUUGGCAGACAUUAUUGAAACGGGGUAAACGUAUUCCACUAACUAUUGAUGUUGCAGAAUCUAUUCCGCAGCCAGUUUCAGAAAAAAAGAAAAAAGAUGUAAUAAAUUUACUUGAAAAACAAUUUGGGGAAGAAUGGACUGCAUUGCCUGAACUUCAAUGGUACACAACUAUUUUGUUACAUGUGACGGAGGAACCAGCUGAGGAACAUGAAUAUGAUUGUGUCUGCAAUGAAGAGGAUGUAGGAGAAGUCCGUGUGUGA
This is a messenger RNA of Spodoptera littoralis (African cotton leafworm), 1179 nucleotides long. The record is from the annotation of a GenBank genome assembly. NCBI's taxonomy places the organism in Eukaryota, Metazoa, Arthropoda, Insecta, Lepidoptera, Noctuidae.